This is a messenger RNA of Hyalella azteca, 1075 nucleotides long. RefSeq lists its product as uncharacterized. Bases 64 to 969 code for a protein of 301 amino acids. The record is from RefSeq and is a predicted model, not a curated record. Lineage: Eukaryota; Metazoa; Arthropoda; Malacostraca; Amphipoda; Hyalellidae. The transcript has 5 exons.
UGUGGCAGCGUUUGUGGCGUGAGGUUACUCGCCACGGCUGCGGUAGACGAGGCUGGGCCCACCAUGACUGUGGCGGUCAGUGAGGCAGACGCCUCCGUUGUGAAUGUUACGGCCCUGCGUCGCUCCACGACCAGCGAAGUCGACGUUUGUUGCGAAGUCAAACUUCCUGUCAAGUAUGACGUAGAGGCAGCUCUGCAGGCGCAGGGUCGUGUUGAGGUGCAGGGCCUGCAGAACGCACGCGUGCGCAUCGCUACAGAGGAAGGUGGCGCUGCAGUGAACCGCCUGCAGAGUCUGCAGGUCAUUUAUAGGACCUCUUCUGGACCUUUGCUAGUGAAAGGAAAGCUGCUAAGUUCGCUGCAAGCAUCGGCAACUCGAGUGCUUAGUAUUAGCGGGGACAUGAUCCAGGGCGGCAGUGUGGAGGUUAAUGCUCCGAAAAUAGAAUGCAACUUGCAAAGUCUUCACUUGAACAGCUUACAAUUGGCUGCCGAUGACGUCACGCUGCGUGUAAAUGACGUCACAUGUCACACUUCCUCCAUUCAAGCCGAACACGCUCACGUUCUUAUUGGUAACUACAGUGGUGGCAUGACGUGGCAGUUUUCGUCAAUGUCACUCGAGGUUGCCGUCCCGAGGCUGCAUGGCGACUCCAGCGUCGUGGCGACCAGAGGACGCGUGUCGCUGGGAUGUCCUACCGAGUACAGGUACGGCAUUUGUGUCACGGGACAAGAUGUGUGCAUGCAUCGUGAGUUUAAGGAAGUGAAGUGCAUUGCAGCCGACAUUAAAGAUGCUGCAGGCGACAUGAAGGAUGCUGCAGGCGACAUGAAGGAUGCUGCAGGCGACAUGAAGGAUGCUGCAGGCGACAAGGGCAGGCAGCGUGUGCUGGCAGGCCCAAGCUCUCCUUUGCUGUCAGUGACGCUGCUGGAAGGCCGCUGUUCGCUGGUACCGUGGACAUGGCCGCGUACACGGCACUGACUUCCAGCACUGCUGACUGUGACUUCCAGCACUGCUGACUGUGACUUCCAGCACUGCUGACUGUGACUUCUAUCCAUACUGACUUCUUUAUCAACCACUUCGCCGA